Messenger RNA from Erpetoichthys calabaricus (reedfish), 2208 nucleotides. RefSeq names its product threonine aldolase 1 (gene tha1). NCBI's taxonomy places the organism in Eukaryota, Metazoa, Chordata, Cladistia, Polypteriformes, Polypteridae. The transcript is spliced from 7 exons. The coding region runs from base 151 to 1380 and encodes 409 amino acids. Gene Ontology annotation, molecular function: L-allo-threonine aldolase activity. The record is from RefSeq and is a predicted model, not a curated record. Gene Ontology annotation, biological process: L-threonine catabolic process; glycine biosynthetic process. Gene Ontology annotation, cellular component: cytosol.
CUUGCCGGCUUCCGUCUCUGCACGAGGAUUGCCAAGUGCGCUCCAGCGCUCGGUUCACUCCACAGUCCAUACCUUCUGCAGUUUUGUCUGAAGAUAUGAGCUCCAUACUUUCUGAAUCUUAAGUAGUUUAAUUUCAAACCAUUCUGCACUAUGAGUUCUGUAAUCCUACGCUGCCUUGGGCGGCAAGCACGGCACAUAAAGCAGUCAGCAGGGAAGCGCCGUUAUCGAGUAUCCUCAGAAGGCUCGGUUCAGCCCAGUUCGGUGUCGGUCAAGACGGUAGACCUGCGCAGCGACACUGUUACCCAGCCCGGUCCGGCUAUGCGCAGGGCCAUGGCAGAGGCUGAGGUUGGCGAUGAUGGCUACGGUGAAGACCCAAGCGUCAACAAGCUUCAGGAGUUAGCAGCCCAUCUGUUUGGAAUGGAGGCAAGUCUUUUUGUUCCAUCUGGCACGAUGAGCAAUUUGAUAUCAGUUAUGACGCACUGCCGAGAAAGAGGAGAGGAAAUCAUUGUUGGGGACCAGGCUCACCUGCAUGUGUAUGAGCAAGGGGGGAGCGCACAGUGUGCUGGCGUUCACGCACGCAGUGUCCGGAACAACCCAGAUGGUACUUUCGACCUGGAUGAGGUUGAGUCAAAGAUCCAACACUACUUCCCUGACUCGCACUACCCUCGGACCCGCCUGAUCUGCGUGGAGAAUACGCACAACAUCACGGGAGGACGCGUUCUUCCCCAUUCAUUUCUCAAAGAGCUACGUGCCCUGGCUGACCAUUACGGUCUCGCCGUUCACAUGGAUGGAGCCCGCUUGAUGAACGCCGCUGUGGCAAUGAGGGUGCAGCCGUCUGAGAUCCUGCAGUACGCCGACUCUGUUAGCAUGUGUCUGUCCAAGGGUCUUGGUGCACCAGUGGGUUCCUUACUUGGAGGGACGAAGCCAUUUGUUGAGAAGGCAGUGCGAGCCCGGAAUGUGCUGGGCGGUGGAAUGCGCCAGGUUGGCAUUUUGGCUGCUGCUGGCAUCGUCGCCAUCACCGAUAUGGUGGAGAGGUUGCAAGAUGACCACCGUAAUGCCAAAGCCUUUGCUCAAGCACUACUUCAGACCAAGGAGCCCCUCUACAUGGUGGAUGUGGAAGCAGUCGAGACGAACAUUGUGGUUUUUAAAAUGCUGAACCCACACGUCAGCCCCGAUGAGUUCUGUUGGAGGAUGAAGGGGGUGACUGUGGAGGAGGCAGAGGUGAUUGGUCAAGGCGUUCGAGUUCUGAUGCAGCCGCAUUACGACAAUUCAGUGCGAGCCGUGUGGCACUUGAAUGUUUCAGAGGAGGACACACGACUCGCUAUUCACAAGAUGGCCUACGUCACGGAACAAUUUAAUCAAGAAACCAGCAGGUUAUGAUGGGCCUUACAACUGUCACGAUGAAUACAUUGAUGUCAGACUCUCGUUUUAUUUAUUUAUUUUUUGGUUGAUUCAUUUGUAAUUGAGUUUUUAUUAAGCCUGUGCCUCAGAGCUUUGAGGAGGAGGGGGUCCUUCUGUACAUCACACUCUUCGCUGUCAGCAUCUGAACUUCUGACUCACUGGAGAAUUGGAAUGGUAACAAUAUAAUAGGAAAGAUAAUCGUAUCUAACAGAGGAGGGAAGGGGGCAAGUAAACAUUAAAGCAGAUUGUCGGUUCAGUGCAACUGAAAUGAAGACCAGAGGGGGCUACCCCAGCCAGGAACCCCCAACGGUGAGGAACCCUGGGAAAACCAGCAAAUUGUCAUAGAAAUACUGAUGUGAACCAACCACAUGGAUGGCUUUUAUUUCGCAAAACCAAAGCAUGAAAUGCCGUUUUGAGUUCAGGGCUUCAUUUAUUUAUUACUGCAGCAGAAAUUUACAGUUUUGCCAAAGUGCCUGUUGGGUUAAAGUCCGGCAUGCAUUUUAAGCAGCACUCUUUAUCCCGCUGACUCUCCGCAGGUUUUAAUUUGAACAUUUCACCGUGCUUUAUCUUUACGGCAGUGUUGUAGGUUGGAUGACCUCUUUAAAAAAGAAAAACAACAAAAAAAAAUAAUAAUAAAGCUUGAGCCUUCUCCAAAAUCAAUUAGCAGAUCUUAACAAAUGCGACCUAAAAGAGAACACGGACUCUCAAAUGUUUUCUAUUGAUUCAUUUUGAAGGAUUAUGUCAAAUGCUACUUGGCAGGGAAGAUGACAACCAAAAAUGUAAUAAAACAUUAACAGAUGUCUUGGA